Molecule: messenger RNA, 813 nt
Organism: Drosophila innubila
Lineage: Eukaryota; Metazoa; Arthropoda; Insecta; Diptera; Drosophilidae
Product: serpin I2-like
Exons: 1
Coding region: 306-728 (140 amino acids)
Molecular function (GO): serine-type endopeptidase inhibitor activity
Source: RefSeq, a predicted model, not a curated record
AAAGAUUUUGAAGACGAGAAUUAGAUGCCAAAAUUAGGAAUAAUGUUAUUGGAAUAAAAAAAAUAGUAAAACAUAAUGGGGACGACGAAACUUAGGAGAAGACAAAGUUAUGUUUUAUUACUAACCAAUGCUAUUUUUGUCUUUCCCAAUUUUUAUCUUCUUAUUUUUUAUUUUUAAAUUAAGUGCUUGCUAGUUUUGUUUUUCUAAUUUUUAUUUCGCAAUUGUCGUUUUCUGACAACCUGAUCAAGGAUCUUGUUCCAGCCAGUGCACUAGAUGCCGACUCCCGUCUCGUGUUGGUCAAUGCGAUGCAUUUUAAGGCCAAGUGGGUGCAGCCAUUUAAGCAGCAUGGAAAACGCAAUGAGAGUUUCUACUUGAACGAGCUGGAUGGCAUUGAUGUGCCCAUGAUGAACUUACAAGAAUCUUUCCGUUACGCUGAUCUGCCCAGUCUGGAUGCCUCUGCUUUAGAAUUACCCUUCGCGAACUCGGACUUCUCCAUGUUGAUAGUGCUGCCCAGGAGCAAGACUGUACUGCCCCAGUUGGAGGAUCAGCUGAGCAGAACCUCGCUCGAACAGAUCACGGAGCAGCUGCACGAGAUUCUAGAGGAUGUUAAGUUGCCCACGUUCAAGGCCGAAUUUGAAGUGGAGCUGACAGAGGCUUUUAAGCAGCUUGGCAUGACUCACUUGUUCUCGAAUCAAGCCGAAUCAAGAGUCCCGAGGAUGUCGGCUUAAGAGUGUCGAAUAUAAUUCACAAGUCUUUCAAAAAUGUAGUUGAGUUGGGCACUGAGGCAGCUGCAGCGACCACAAUACUCUUCAU